Molecule: messenger RNA, 5826 nt
Organism: Larimichthys crocea (large yellow croaker)
Lineage: Eukaryota; Metazoa; Chordata; Actinopteri; Sciaenidae
Gene: p2rx1
Product: purinergic receptor P2X, ligand-gated ion channel, 1
Exons: 14
Coding region: 212-1486 (424 amino acids)
Biological process (GO): calcium ion transmembrane transport; response to ATP
Cellular component (GO): plasma membrane
Molecular function (GO): purinergic nucleotide receptor activity; extracellularly ATP-gated monoatomic cation channel activity; ATP binding
Source: RefSeq, a predicted model, not a curated record
UAGAGCAGCGUGGGUGGGAGGAAGUCCUACAAUUCAGGACUUCUCAUGAAGCGUGUCAGACGUUUCUUAUGAGAAGAGGAAGAGGCUCUUUCCCACAAGUGAGGAACGAGACAUAGAAGACCGGGAAGGAGAAGAGGAGUUUAUAUGCAAGCGGGGUGAAGAGAGAGAGAAAGAGAGACCCUCCUCUCUGUGGGUCAGUGGAUGAGAGAAGAUGAAGAGCCAAAUCACCAACGCCCUCUCUGACUUCUUCUUUGAGUAUGAGACCCCACGCCAGGUGUUGGUGAGGAACAGGAGGGUGGGAGUGGUGUGCCGUAUCAUCCAGCUGGGCGUCCUGGCCUACAUCAUCGGGUGGGUGUUCAUCUAUGAGAAAGGCUACCAGUCCACAGAUACAGCCGUGAGCUCCGUCUACACCAAAAUGAAAGGAGUCGGUUAUACCAGUGUGAAUGGAACAGAGAGAGUCUGGGAUGUGGCUGACUAUGUCUUCCCUUCGCAGGGAUCUUCUUCCUUCGUGGUGAUGACAAACUACAUCAUAACUGAAGGUCAGGAAAUGGGAAAGUGUCCAGAGCUACCAGGCAAGCACAACUGCAGCUCAGACGCCGACUGUGAAGGAGGGAGAUACAGACGUACGGCACACGGAGAAAUGACGGGAGUUUGCGUUGACUCCACCAAGACUUGUGAGGUGCUGGCUUGGUGUCCCGUUGAGAAUGAUCACAACAUACCUGAUCCCCCACUGUUGAUAUCUGCAGAGAACUACACACUGUUCAUCAAGAAUUCUGUAACUUUUCCCUUAUUUGGUGUCACAAGGAGUAACCUGGUGGAGGGUAUUGACUCUUCUUACAUCAGGAGAUGCCUUUAUCAUCCGAAGGAUGCUCCACUGUGUCCCAUAUUCAGACUGGGAGAUAUAGUUCAACAGUCUGGUUUCAGCAUUGAAAACAUAGCCAAAGAGGGAGGGGCUAUUGGCAUUGUAGUCGACUGGACGUGUAACUUUGAUGUGGCUGUAAAACACUGUAAGCCAAAGUACAACUUCCACGGCCUAUACGGACACCCCGACGAGAAAGACAAAGUCAAAGCUUCAGUGGGAUACAAUUUCAGGUAUGCAAAGCAUUAUAUUGAGAAUGGCACUGAGAAAAGAACCCUCCUCAAAGUGUUCGGGAUCAGGUUUGAUAUCAUUGUGCAGUCACUGGCUAGAAAAUUUGAUAUCAUCCCAACACUGACAGCUAUAGGCUCUGGAGUGGGCAUUUUCGGAGUGGCAACUGUGGUAUGUGACCUGGUGUUGCUCUAUUUGCUACCAAAAAGAGAAUUUUACAAGAACAUGAAAUUCAAACACACAGAUUCACAUACACAGCAUGACAGCGAGUCGCUCGGUUUAGACACAUGCGCCUAUUACACCCUCGAAGCAAGCACAAGCCAAGUCAGAGGCACUGACCAGUCCAACGAGCCUGAUUCAGAGGCAGGUAGCACAGAGACUGGAGAAUCUAAAAAGUGACCUGGGAGAAAACUUACGAGGUACUGCUUUUAAAGGUGUGCUGCACUGGAACCCUGCAAAACCACAAACACACACACCUACUGAAUUGACUUGAGGCUGGGGAGGACACAAAUGACAAUGCUCCACAUCCUCUAUUAUCAUCAGCAUCAUCUUCCCUCUCUGGAAGCCACCCCAGCAGACUCUGACUCUUACUGUUGUACAUACAACCACGGCAUAACUCAGCUGUGUGUUUUUAUUUUUUGGGUGUAGCUUGGUUUGCUUUUGUCCACACUUUGGGUGUAGCUGCCACCUCCUUGCCACUGUUUCCAUGCUCAUUCAGGUGAAGGAACUUUUUUUCUGGCACUCCAAGUGCUCCUGUGUGUGUGUAUACAAAUCAUCCGUUACCUCCGUCACUGUUUUGUCAAAGCAAGAUAUACACACAUAAAUUGUGGAUGUGCCACUGAGUGAUUCAUCCUGUGUGAAACUUGUGAUUUAAAUUGAAUUCAAUAAAAGAUGUACAGUAAUAAUUACUGUAUGUUCUGUAUACAUGCAAAAAAUAUCAAAAGGACUCAGUUUUUUUCUUUUUUAUUGUCUUUGAUUAUGUCUAGGUGUACAAAAAGCAUGCAAAAAAUAGCUUCUUUAUAUAUAUUGGUACAUAUUUACAUCGUAAGAACUGCAUUCCAUAGGGAUGUGCCAUGCUUCUGUUGUUGUGUGAGCGACAGGCGAGUGAGUACAUUCAGAGAAAUGCACGAGACGACACGAGACGGACAUCCAGAAACACAGAGACAGCAGGCGCCUUCAAGACACACAUCAGGAGAGUCACAGGAGAAACACAGCAUCGAUCCAAUCGGCCCUGACUUCAUAUUAUUUACAAACUCACUCUCCCACAGUCCUUCUCUUUGGAAAUAAUUAUGACCUGAAAUCUAUCAAAAAAAUGAAAUAAAUAAAUAAAAGGUCCUCAAAAAGCGCUCACAUCCUGUGCACCUAUUGAUUUUCCUCCUGUGUUUCAUCACAGUAACACUCGGCUAACCUCUGCCAACGCCGACCCGAUGAAUCGGAUAUUUUUAAAACAGUAUUUAAUAUUUAUCAGGAUCCAUAUCUGCAUCAAAAUAAUGUGCUGACUUUUGGAGAAUAUAUUAAGUCUGAAUUGUGCAGAACUGCAACAGUGACUACCAGGUUAUGGCCAUUUAAAUGCAUCAUGUGCUGUAGUACCAGUGUAAGGGAAAAUUAAAUUAAAAUGUAUUAAAGACUCAAUCAGAACUGAUGCACAGACAGGAUUUAAAAUGAGUUGUAAUUGCUCGUUGCAUUUAAGAGUUAUAAAGUUUUGAAUGUGCCAAAUUUAGGGAAGAUUGGCAACAAUUUCAGGAGUGAUUAUGUCUAAAAUAAAGUGAUAUUAAUUGAUUGCCACAACUUGAAAAACUAAGAAAUCAGAAAACAGAAAUCAGUUUAGGAAUUAUAACAUGAAAACACACUGUCAAGGGCUUUCUAAGUGGCCACAUGGUAAUAUAAUCUGCACCAAAGGCAGUUCUUCUUGAGCCUGACGUCUUAUUUUCUGUCCUGAAGCUGUGCAUAUGCUUCAGACUAACAGAGCAACAGAAAACAUAACCUCUGCAGAGGCAAUAACUGCUAUUAAAAAAAAGCUAUUUACUGUUGAGAAAGUGCUGGCUGGCCUGCAUGAAGAGACUGUCCUAUAAUUGGAGGGUUAAAUGUUUCAUCUUCAAGGGCAGCUAGUGAUCAUCCAUCACCGUGUCUCUAGAGAAGAUCUCGAACACCAAAGCUGCUAUUUCAAGCCGCUCCCGUGCUCCGAGCACCGCUCGUGUAAUGGGAUCUACAGUGUUUUAACAUCAUGCAGCAUCUCUGCAGUGAAAUCCAAUUGCAGAGUCCAUUUCCCCAGUUGUACAACAAUCACAAUUCUUCAGUUAUUACAUGAAUAUGCACAAGAAAAACAACUACUUGAAAUCCUGUUACUGCAGCCGUUACAGCAUUCUGACACAGACAAGAGAGUAAGUUAGAGUUAGUAGAAAAUGGGAACAUUUUAGGUUUCAUUUGUAAAACUGUUUACAUGCAGAUCGAUAUCAAAGAGCAAUGCUUCAAAGAGCACAGGAGACUGAGGACAUACGGGUACACAGUAAAUAUGGUCUUUUACAGGUGAGACACUGUUUUUCUCCUUGAUCUUAAACUGUACAACCUUAAAUGGCUGGCAGGAACCAGUAGUGUUACAUACAAUCACAAUAAAUUUAGGCUUUUCAACAAGGACAACUCAGACAGACAUUAGGAUGAGCGGGGAAUGAGCCAACAACGCACCAGUGAGAAAGACGACAUCGAUAUUGCACCUCUGACAAAUGUACAAACACACACGUGUAAAGCUGGCAACAAAUUAGUUAAAAAAAAAAGUGUUUAACUGUUUCUUUAGCAAAUAAAAUAUUAACAUAGCGUUUCAUACUUUUUGGUUCAAACAGCCCUUCAUUGAAGGUUAACCUCAGCAGAGAGAAGGAACAAAAACUGAAGAAACACACGACCACAGCCGCUCAUUUCACAUUUCAAACUGUUAGACAUUAAGAUAUUCAUGUAUCUUCUACGACAUUUACUGAGCAAUAACAUAAAAAGAUAUUUUCAUGAUAAUAUUUUAACCAUGAUUUUUACGCAUGAAGCAGGAAAGAACUAAAAUCCCUCUCCGUUCUCAGAGCUUCAGUUCAGCAUCCUUCACCGAAGGAUACCGAGGGCAAGAUUAACGGAGGGAAUGCAAAGCAUCCUCCGAUUUUAAUCAGCCACGCUGGGGACGCCAAUUGAAGUGGAUGGGGAAGUGUUGUUGUUGGCAGCCUGGGCCUAGUCGUGACAUUGAAAUGCUCCUUUUUCACUGCGGUUCAAGUGAUCAGAGCACUCUGCCAGCCAAAAAUGCUUUCUAGCACGGAGCAACGCACCAGGCCUGAGAGGACAAAACAAGGAGUUAUAUAUGGAGUUAUAUAAACAUCCAUCUGAGGCAGAGCUGCUGUGGAGGCAGAAAUGUUCUCAUUGAUUUGAAUCAAUGGAGACAAAACAACCCACACAUGUGGCUUUUUUUUUCUAAGUUAUCCAACUGCCUUGAAAGGCAACAAAGGCCCCAAAUCACAAAAUAAAUAACUUUUCCAGUCAUCCAUGAUCCCAACUUUUGUGAUCUCACAAGAUUAGGGUGCCAGCCUACCCAGAGGGACUGAAUAAAACUCACUGAGGCGGGGUGAAAUGUCACAUUUCAGCUCUUACAAUUGCACAACCCUUCCUAGUGUUUAUUUACAAUUUUAUUUGGACCCAAACCUAAAAAAAAAAACAAUUCCCUGAAUAUCCCAAAAUAUUGAGUUUCAUGUGAUAUAAUCCCAGCUGAAAUGUAAUCUAAUUUGUAUUUUAUUUAUACAUGCAUAUAUUUAUAAAAUAGAUAGAAUAACAGAUGUGCACUUUUAGCGUAAUGAAAAAUUCAAAUAAUGAAAUGAAUUUUUCUGUUACGAUGCAUAAGAAAGUUAGUUUUGGUAGGGAUAAAAUUUAGCGGCAUGUGGAAAAAUAAAUCCCUGAAACAGCCCUUGUCUUUGCAUAUGAAAAAAGCACACCUUUAUGACCCAAUGUGCACACCAUAACAAUUAAUUUGUGACUAUCCGAUUCUCCUUUUUUUAAAUAAUCCCGGAAAGAAAUACUAAAAUAUAACUUACUACUACUACUACUACUCUCCUCUCAGCACAACCCUCAAACUUUUCUGAGCCCUAAUAAUUUGUGUACAGUCCCUUAGCAUGGAUAACUUAAAGUAGAUUCAAUUUACACAAUGAGAUUAUUUAUGCCUUUAAAUUAGCUCUGCAUUCAAGAAUUUGAUAUAAGAUAUAUAUAUAUAUAUAUCUUUUUUUCAGUCUGUUCACACUUCAUCAUAUCGAAAGGAAAGAGACAAUGUUAGAGAACGGGAAGUCAAAACGACAUAACAGUGGUAGAAGAAGCGUGAAAUGACGCCUAACACAAACAUAAUUACACAUCACACAAUGGCAAAAGUCGCUUGGAACAAAUGUGUUGAAGUGCAGCAGAGUCGCUGUCUUCUCUGUGCGACCACCCUGAAGGCAGCACAGGAAAGACUUCGACCUACUGAUGGCACAUAUACAGGAAAAAGGCCGUGGGACGAUAACACUGACGACACGUCAAGAUAUCUAUGUACAAUAUUAAAAUCAUAAAUAUCAUAUCAUAAAGAAAAAGCCCUGUAGUUCACUGAACAGACAAUGUGGUGUCAUUUACAUGCUGAAGUCCGGUAACGAUUAUUGAAGAGGAGUUUCUCUUCGUCAGGCUGGCAAUGACUGUAACAGGUGGCUAUACAGUCUGAUGAUGAGGCCUAACUAUUCAUCAUGCAGGCGGGU